GAUGACUUCCGAAUUGUAUAAUAUCACUAACACGGCUAAAGCAUCACGUCAACGACUGUAAAAAUGGCAUUUUAAGUGCCCUGUUUACAGACAGAGCAAUCAGUUAUUGGGUAUAAGGGCUAGGGAACUUAGUUUGCAACAUCAUUUCUGCUGAAUUGUUUUAGAGGAAGAUGACUUUCAGUUUGAGAUUUGGACCAGCCUUCGUUGGCUUGGCGUUGGUGUUCUUGUACUCACAAACGACCAGCGCCGGAAAAUGUCCUCCACUCCGCUGUUCAUUGCGUCUUUGCCCAUAUGGCCGUGUCAUUGGCAAGAAUGGAUGUCCAACGUGCCUCUGCAAACCACGUAAAUGUCCGAUAUAUCGUUGCCUUCGAUUCUGUCCUAAUGGUUAUGUAAUGAAAAAUGGAUGUCGAACAUGCCAAUGUAAACCACGUAUAUGUCCGAUAUAUCGUUGCCUUCGAUUCUGUCCUAAUGGUUAUGUAAUACAAAAUGGAUGUCGAACAUGUCGAUGUAAACCAUGUCCGAUAUAUCGUUGCCUUCGAUUCUGUCCUAAUGGUUAUGUAAUGAAAAAUGGAUGUCGAACAUGCCAAUGUAAACCACGUAAAUGUCCGCUAUAUCGUUGCCUUCGAUUCUGUCCUAAUGGUUAUGUAAUGAAAAAUGGAUGUCGAACAUGUCAAUGUAAACCAAAGCCAAGUCCGAUAUGUCCAAAAUUCCAGUGCCUUCUAUUUUGUCCAAGUGGUUACAUACUUGAUAUCAGGGGAUGUCCAACUUGUCGAUGCAAACGAAAAUGCCCACUUCUCAAAUGCCGUGCUUGUCCACCAGGACAAACUUAUGUAAGAGAUAGAAAUGGCUGCCGAACGUGCCUGUGCAGAAGAAAAUGCCUAAUUCCCCAAUGUCGUGCUUGUCCACCAGGACAAACUCAUGUAAGAGACAAAAAUGGCUGCCUAACGUGCCUGUGCAGAAGAAAAUGCCCACUUCGCCUGAAAUGCCUUCCUUGUUCAAGAGGACAAAUUUAUGCAAAAGAUAGAAAUGGUUGCCAAACUUGCCGGUGUAUAAGAAUAUGCCCACUUCGCAAAUGCCUUCUUUGUGCACCAGGACAAAUUUAUGCAAAAGAUAGAAAUGGUUGCCAAACCUGCCGGUGUAUAAGGAAAAGUCAUAAUUGGCUUUAAGAUGUGGACACGACGAAUAUUAAUUAGCUAUACAGCAGUUUGUUCUUCAAUGUAAUGUUUAGUUGUAUGAUUUGAAUUCCAAUAAAUGUCCACAGAACAUCA
Messenger RNA from Dendronephthya gigantea, 1268 nucleotides. RefSeq names its product antistasin-like. Bases 171 to 1166 code for a protein of 331 amino acids. The record is from RefSeq and is a predicted model, not a curated record. Lineage: Eukaryota; Metazoa; Cnidaria; Anthozoa; Malacalcyonacea; Nephtheidae. The transcript is spliced from 13 exons. Gene Ontology annotation, molecular function: serine-type endopeptidase inhibitor activity.